Molecule: messenger RNA, 1185 nt
Organism: Arachis duranensis
Lineage: Eukaryota; Viridiplantae; Streptophyta; Magnoliopsida; Fabales; Fabaceae
Exons: 1
Coding region: 35-1048 (337 amino acids)
Source: RefSeq, a predicted model, not a curated record
UAUAUCCUCAGUUUUGUCGACCAAAAACUUAACCAUGAUGAUCAUGAACAAAGAACAACAAGACAUGCAGUUUCUUGGUCUCUUUGGGAUCUACAAAGAGUCCUACAAGAUCAUACUCUCAUGGAGGAAGAUCUUCACUAAGAUCACCUUAUCCCUAAUCCUCCCUCUCUCCUUCAUGUUCUUAAUCCAAAUACAAGUUUCCAAUUCACUCUUCACCAAGAUCAUCAACCACUCCCAACAAAUCAUCUCAACCCCACAAGACACACCCCAAUUCAAAAGACUCUCCCAAACAGUUUCUUCCGAAUGGGUAACUUUCUUGGUCUUCAAGGUCUUUUACUUGGCUUUGUCGAUCAUAUUCUCCCUCCUUACAACCUCAGCAAUAACCUACACCAUCUCGUUGUUUUAUGCUUCAACCCAUGAUGAUGAGGUGGUGAAUCUCAGAAAGGCUAUAAGCAUAGUUCCAAAGAUAUGUACUAGGCUUAUGACAACUUUCUUGUGCGUAUUCGUGGCGCUUUUGGUCUACAACUUUGUGGCGGUUCUUGUUUUUAUCAUAUUGGCUUUGACAAUAAACGCUUAUUCUGGGACAGAAAAUUAUGCUGUUCUUGGGAUUGCAUCAGUAUUUUCAAUCAUAUUGGUCUUGACAUAUUUGGUAGGUUUAUUCUACCUCUCAUUGAUUUGGUCACUAUCCAAUAGUGUAACGGUGUUGGAAGACUCAUACGGGUUUGAAGCAAUGAAGAAGAGCAAGGAAUUAAUAAAGGGGAAGAUGGGGUUGUCCUUACUCUUAUUUUUCACAAUAAUUGUUUCCUAUGGUUUGAUACACUUUUUAUUCAUGAUGGUUGUUGUUCAAGGAUGGAACAUGAACUCGGUGGUGAGAAUAGCAUAUAGUAUACUCUGUUUGUUGCUUUUGUCUCAUCAAAUCUUGUUAGGACAAGUUACCCACACGGUGCUCUAUUUUGUUUGCAAGUGUUACCACAAGCAAAAUAUUGACAAGUCUGAUUUGUCUAUUUACUUGGAAUAUCAGCCAUUGAAGAAUAAAGAUGUAUGUUGAGGUGGGACAGUAGUACCAUGUUUGAUUAUGGUUUUAUGGUUUUAAUGUGUGUAACUAAAAUAAAGGGUUGUGCCCGCAUGUUUACAACUUUACAUGUUUUAUUAACAAAAAGAUCAUGAGUAUUUCUACUUUCUAAA